AACUUUAUCAAUUAAAACCCUAAAACUUGGGCAAACCGACUUCCUCUUUCCAACCAGCGCUCUUUGAUCGGUGCUCUCGUUUUCGUCAUCUAGGGUUUAUCUUCUUCAGACAAUCCGGCCUGCGAUUGUAGACUUUCGCUAUGCCGCAGGGAGAUUACAUUGAGCUUCACAGGAAGCGACAUGGCUACCGCCAUGAUCACUUUGAGCGGAAACGCAAGAAGGAGGCUCGUGAAGUGCACAAACGAUCUGCUACGGCCCAGAAGGCCCUGGGUAUCAAGGGUAAGAUGUUCGCGAAGAAACGCUAUGCGGAGAAGGCUCUGAUGAAGAAAACAUUGGCAAUGCACGAGGAGUCUUCAAGUAGACGCAAGGUUGAUGAUGAUGUUCAAGAGGGUGCUCUUCCUGCAUACCUAUUGGAUCGUGAAAAUACAGCUCGGGCCAAAAUUCUCAGCAACACCGUUAAGCAAAAGAGGAAAGAAAAGGCUGGAAAAUGGGAAGUUCCCCUGCCCAAGGUCAGACCCGUUGCCGAGGAUGAAAUGUUUAAAGUGAUAAGAACUGGUAAAAGAAAAACAAAGCAGUGGAAGAGGAUGGUCACAAAAGCUACAUUUGUGGGGGCAGGUUUUACAAGAAAACCUCCUAAGUACGAGCGGUUUAUCCGCCCAUCAGGUCUUCGAUUUACAAAAGCUCAUGUAACACAUCCUGAACUUAAAUGCACUUUCAAUCUUGAGAUCAUCGGGGUGAAGAAAAAUCCGAAUGGUCCAAUGUAUACCUCUCUUGGUGUCAUAACUAAGGGAGCUAUUAUUGAGGUGAAUGUCAGUGAACUAGGUUUGGUCACACCAGCUGGGAAAGUAGUAUGGGGGAAGUAUGCUCAAGUCACCAAUAACCCAGAGAACGACGGUUGUAUAAAUGCUGUUCUGCUUGUCUAAACAAACCGAUGAUGGGAACGAGAUUACUUGAAGCAGAGGUAGCAUUAUUUUUGAAGCUGUAGCCAGAACCCUUUUUUUUUUUUUUGAGUAUAUUAGUUUUCUUCGUGAUAUCUAACCAGAAAUGUAUUUUUAUUCGAACAUACCGGAUUUUAUGUCUGCAGAUCAAUAUAUAUACACAUUUAUAUUUUGAGACUGUAGA
This is a messenger RNA of Cucumis sativus (cucumber), 1122 nucleotides long. Its product is annotated as ribosome biogenesis protein NSA2 homolog. The transcript has 9 exons. Gene Ontology annotation, cellular component: preribosome, large subunit precursor; nucleolus. The record is from RefSeq and is a predicted model, not a curated record. NCBI's taxonomy places the organism in Eukaryota, Viridiplantae, Streptophyta, Magnoliopsida, Cucurbitales, Cucurbitaceae. Gene Ontology annotation, biological process: maturation of 5.8S rRNA; maturation of LSU-rRNA. Bases 141 to 923 code for a protein of 260 amino acids.